Messenger RNA from Asparagus officinalis (garden asparagus), 804 nucleotides. RefSeq lists its product as uncharacterized. NCBI's taxonomy places the organism in Eukaryota, Viridiplantae, Streptophyta, Magnoliopsida, Asparagales, Asparagaceae. Gene Ontology annotation, molecular function: protein dimerization activity. The record is from RefSeq and is a predicted model, not a curated record. The transcript is spliced from 2 exons. Bases 47 to 538 code for a protein of 163 amino acids.
UACUUGGUGGAGGCUUUAUGGAAACGAUACUCCCGAGUUAAGGAAGAUGGCAAUGAAGAUUUUGGGCUUGACAACUAGCUCUUCGGCUUGUGAAAGAAAUUGGAGUACAUUUGAGAUGAUUCAUACGAAGAAGAGGAAUAGACUAACUCAUAAAAAACUUCAUGAUUUAGUCUUUGUCAAGUUCAAUGCAAAGUUGAAGAAUAAGCAUGCCGUCCCAAAUAGAGAUCCUUUAACCACCUACGAUGAUGAGGAAAGAGUCACUGAAUGGUUGUUGGGUGAGGAGGGGAAUAAUAGUGAUGAUGAAGUAUUUCCGGGAGAGUGUUUAACUUUUAGGCAAGUUGGAGAUAUUUCGGGAGCUAAUCCAAGGAAGAGAAAGAGUGGAAGGUUGCAAACUUAUAAAAGAAAGAAGGGAUCAUCUUCAUCGAAAGGAAAAGAGCCGAUGGAAGAUGAUGAGGAAGAAGAGAUGGAUGCGUUCUUCACGGAGUCGGAUGAGGAUGCUAAUGCUACUUUUGAGGAUGAUGAUGAAGAUGGAUUCUAGACUUUCUAGUUAUCUUAUCUUUUAUGUUAUUAUGGAUUUGCUCUUGAAUGUUAAACAAUUUUAAACUAUUUGUAGCUUUAAAAACUUGUUUGUAUGUUUUGAUUUGCUUAUGUUUGAUAUGAAUCUUGUGAGUUGUGAUCUCCAUUCUAUAUGUUAUAUCUUAUAUGUUACUUGCUUUAUUCUUUACAUGCUAUUCUAUGUUUACUAACAAUGUUUUCUCAUUUUGUAGGUCAAGCACCCAAAUUGUUUCAGGAUGCAAUCGAGAA